UUGCAAUACUUUCUUUCAAAUUUUAGUACAAUUUCCUGUUACUCCUUACCACCCCCCUCAGAUUGGUCCCUCCAGCAUGAGCAGUCCUAUCAAUCUAUGAGCAAAGGCGGCCAGGUAGCCUCAUUAAAAGCUCUUCAGGCUCAGCCACAACCAAACCAUUUUACCCUAGUUUCCUCUAUUUCUCAGAAAUUCAGUUUACUUAUCUCCUCUGCGAACUAACUUCCAACCCAACUGGUAACAAGAGCUAUCAGAAUGCAAAAGUGUGAUGUAAAAAAUAUCCCUUCUAGAAGCUAACCUGCAUGGGAUUUCCCAAAAGCAGAAAAUCAGACCAUGGAAAACCCAGGCUUUCUCAUAAUCUAAGAUGUUCCUACCAGUCCACAUGAUCUAGAAAGUUCAUCAGUAAAAUUCUAAGAACUAGAGAGAUUCUGACCAUGAUAUUAUGAGUGCAAAUGAUUUUAAAGAAAAUAAUUUCUCAUUUUAAUUACUAACUUCCCUUCCCUUCUUUUUUAAACAGAUUCUUUUUCUUUUUUUCUGAAGAGUCAUCCUUACUUUCCCACAAGAUGACAAACAGUUCUAUCUUCUGUCCAGUUUACAGAGAUCUGGAGCCAUUUACAUAUUUCUUUUAUUUAGUUUUCCUUAUUGGAAUUAUUGGAAGUUGUUUUGCAACCUGGGCUUUCAUCCAGAAAAACACAAAUCAAAGGUGCGUAAGCAUAUACUUAGUGAAUUUGCUUACGGCUGAUUUCCUGCUCACUCUGGCACUGCCAGUGAAAAUCGCUGUGGACUUGGGCGUGGCACCCUGGAAGCUGAGGAUAUUCCACUGCCAAGUGACAGCCUGCCUCAUCUACAUCAAUAUGUACUUAUCGAUUAUCUUCUUAGCAUUUGUCAGCAUUGAUCGCUGUCUUCAGUUGACACACAGCUGCAAGAUUUACCGAAUACAAGAACCUGGAUUUGGCAAAAUGAUAUCAACCGUAGUGUGGGGAAUGGUCCUUCUAAUAAUGGUGCCAAACAUGGUGAUUCCUAUCAAAGAUAUCAAGGAAAAGCCAAACGUGGGAUGCAUGGAAUUCAAAAAGGAGUUUGGGAGAAACUGGCAUUUGCUGACAAACUUCAUAUGUGUAGCUAUAUUUUUAAAUUUCUCAGCCAUCAUUUUAAUAUCAAACUGCCUUGUAAUUCGACAGCUCUAUAGAAACAAAGACAAUGAAAAUUAUUCCAAUGUGAAGAAAGCUCUCAUCAACAUACUCUUGGUGACUACAGCCUACUUCAUUUGUUUUGUUCCGUAUCACGUUGUCCGAAUCCCCUACACGCUCAGCCAGACCGAAGUCAUAUCUGACUGUCCAACCAGGAUCUCCCUCUUCAAAGCCAAGGAGGCCACGCUGCUCCUGGCUGUGUCGAACCUGUGCUUUGACCCUCUCCUGUACUAUCACCUCUCAAAGGCAUUCCGCUUAAAGGUCACUGCGACCUUUGCUUCACAUAAGGAGAGCCAGGCUCAGAAAGAAAAACAAAGUUGUGAAAACAACCCAUAGAAUAUGGGAUUGCACUAUAACUUUAUGCUACCACUUCUUCCCUUGCUGGACAGUAAGUACAAAACGACUGGGAAAGAG
Molecule: messenger RNA, 1598 nt
Organism: Miniopterus natalensis
Lineage: Eukaryota; Metazoa; Chordata; Mammalia; Chiroptera; Miniopteridae
Gene: GPR171
Product: G protein-coupled receptor 171
Biological process (GO): G protein-coupled receptor signaling pathway
Cellular component (GO): membrane
Molecular function (GO): G protein-coupled purinergic nucleotide receptor activity
Source: RefSeq, a predicted model, not a curated record